Penicillium maclennaniae is the source of this 1041-nucleotide messenger RNA. Its product is annotated as pentapeptide repeat-containing protein. The record is from RefSeq and is a predicted model, not a curated record. The transcript is spliced from 4 exons. The coding region runs from base 1 to 1041 and encodes 346 amino acids. Lineage: Eukaryota; Fungi; Ascomycota; Eurotiomycetes; Eurotiales; Aspergillaceae.
AUGGCAGCAGAGAUGAAGACAGCGAGGAGGGCGCCGGCGAAAUUCAUCAAGCCAGACUGGGACCCAGCUGCAUUAAAAACGGCAGAAACUCCUUCUCCACUACCAUUGCUUGGGGUAGGGGCCGUAGUCUCGGGAGACCGGGUGGUUGAUGCUGUCAUGGACAAGCGUGGAGUCUGGCUAGUCGGGUGCGUUGUCAUCGCAAGGGUUGAGAUAGGCUUGGUCAGGGUCACCGUUGUGGGUGUCGCGGCACAAUGCGUGCAAACGGUGACGGUGGUGGACCAGCCCUCGGGGAUCGUAGCUGAUGUGACCGCUGCUCCAGUGGCCGGCACAGUCACACUCGCAGUAGCCUCGGGGCACCAAGUUGUCGUGAGCGUCGUCGUGAGAGUGAUCGUGGUGAAGCCAGUAGGACAGAUAUCAGUGUACGAUGUGACGAUGACUGUAGUCGUGACCUCGCCGGACGCGGUAGGGGUCGCUGUCACGACGGGUGUGGCGCUGGAGUAUACCCUAGAGCUGGAUGGGAUAACGGAGGGAAUAGCAGAGGUAGAUGUCGAAGGCGUCGCGGAGGUAACAGAGGAUGGCACGUGUGACACAGUAGCGAGGCUCAAGGAGCUCGAGGGAGCCUUUGAGCUUGAGACGCUAGACGGAGCUGCGCUUAACGAAGCAACACUGGAGGGAAUCACGCUCGACGGAGCAACGCUAGAAGGAGCAAAGCUAGAGGGGAUCACGCUCGAGGGAGCAACGCUCGACGAAGCAACACUGGAGGGAAUCACGCUCGACGGAGCAACGCUAGAAGGAGCAAAGCUAGAGGGGAUCACGCUCGACGAAGCAACACUGGAGGGAAUCACGCUCGACGGAGCAACGCUAGAAGGAGCAAAGCUAGAGGGGAUCACGCUCGAGGGAGCAAUGCUCGACGGAGCAACGCUAGAAGGGAUCACGCUGGACGGGAUACUGCUCGAGGGGGCAAUGCUGGAAGGAAUAGCGCUGGACGGAACGACACUCGAAGGAACCGCGGAGCUGGAAGGAAUUCCCGAGGGCGUGUGA